GUUUGAACGUUUGAACAAAUUUAAUGGAAUGUAAUUUGGUUGACACGUAAAAAUUCGAAUCAAUCAAGGGAAUUAACAAUUUUGUUUGAAUAAUAAUCUUACCUUUCGUCUGCGAACGCUCAUGAUUGAUUUACUGCUUUGAAUUUCAAACUCCUCCAGUAAACAAGCAAAUCAGCUGCAAUUUUUGGAUUUUUAGGAGAAUAGCAAAGAUAACCUAAGUGUCACGCAAUAUCACAACACAAGAACAAUGUCGUCUGACGUGAAGAAAUUCUUUAAACAAGCGGCAAUGCAAGUAGGUGCCGGGGGAUCAGCUGGUUUUGUUGAGGUAUGCAUCAUGCACCCGCUGGACCUUGUCAAGACUCGACUACAGAUGCAAGCCACCAAGCCCGGAGAUCCAAACCACUACCGAGGAGUCUUCGAUUGCAUCCGCAAGAUGCAGAGAACGGAAGGCUUCUUCUCACUUUGGAAAGGCAUACUUCCACCCAUUCUUGCCGAGACACCUAAAAGAGCUGUUAAGUUCCUGACGUUUGAGCAGUACAAAAGGUUCUUCCUGUUCGGGGCUCCCAGUCCGACACCUCUGACGUUCUCAUUGGCUGGACUCGGUGCAGGAGUGACUGAGGCAAUACUAGUCAACCCUUUUGAAGUGGUAAAAGUUACUCUUCAAGCCAACAGAGAUAAAGUCCAGUUCACGCCUAGCACAUGGGCUGUUACCAAGCAAAUUGUUAAAGAACAUGGAUUUGGUUCUCGAGGUCUAAACAAAGGAGUGACUGCCACGAUCGGCCGCAAUGGACUGUUCAAUUGUGUUUACUUUGGAUUCUUUCACUCGGUGAAAGUGUAUCUGCCCAAAACACAGGACCCUCUGCACACAUUCCUGUGGAAGGCAGGUGUUGGGUUCGUAUCUGGUGUGAUGGGCUCGGUUUUCAACAUUCCGUUUGACGUGGCCAAGUCCCGGAUACAAGGUCCACAGCCUGUCCCUGGGCAAGUCAAGUAUAGAGGCACUCUCGCUACCAUAGCCAUCGUCUAUAGAGAGGAGGGGUUCUUCGCCCUCUACAAGGGCCUGGUGCCUAAAGUGAUGAGGCUGGGUCCAGGAGGAGCAAUCAUGCUGGUCGUCUACGACUACGUUUACGACUACCUCAAGGAACGAUUUCCGGAUUAACACAUUGUACGAAGAAGCAGAACAAAAUCAAGUCACUGUGCCAAUCAACUAGUAUUGUGUAUAAGCUAAUCAAUAGGGGAUAUGUCAACAGAGAUUUUAAUUGUUGUUCAAUGUUUGGGUUUUAAAAUAUUGUUUUUAGUUUAUUAUUUUCACUGUUUACCUGCAUUUUUUGUUGUAUUUAAAAAUACAAGUAUUAUUAUUUUUAGAUGAAUGUUUAGGCGAAUAGGAAGAAAUUAAAAAAAAUCUAAACCUAAUACAUCUAUUACAUUUCUUGUGCUAUGAGAAAGUGUACUUAAAAUGCCCUGUAUCAUAUAUCAUAUUAUUUUAGCGUACUUAAACUUUUUUCCAUGGCCAAUUAUACCCUUGGUAGUUUUUUACUUCAAACAUUUACCCUUAACUUUGUCUGAUCCACGUAUCUCUUAUCCAAUUCUUUUCCCUGUUAAUUUAUUGUACUCUAUUAUUCUUCCACAUUUUCUUAAGUCUUCACAAACUGAUACUUCAAUCAAUUGUUUUUGUUUUUCUUCCUUACUUGUUAAACGGGUGCUUCAUCUCCUUUCUUAAUCACAUGACCAGCUCAUCUCAAAUGUCAACUCAAUGUUCAACAACUUUUUUUGGUGCUUCAAACGAAGCCAUUUUUCUGUGUAUUGAAAAUAUUUAAAAACUAACUAUGGAAGUUUUCCUCAAUGUCUCUUCCUAUGUUUAUGUUUUAAGUACUUAAAGCAACAUUUGUCGUGUUAAUUUUUUUAAAUAACAAUUUUGGUUUGACCAAAUAGGUCAUGGUGAUUAAUUUUUUAGUGAAACAUGCUUCUACUCAGUGCUUGGUUUGUAAAAAAAAGAGAUUCCGGAACUAACCUAUUUAAUGUGAUUAGUACCUAUUUAUGAUAAUAUUUUUAUAUGUCUGAAAGAGAGGUACCGGAACUCCAUCCCACCGCGUUUCCCCGCAAAUCGAGCACUGCUUCUACUUUAAAAAUUUACAUAGAACACAGAUCUAGAACAGAAUUCAAAUCAUUAUUCAUUAAAACAAUUCUUGAAUAAUAACAUUUUCUUUUCAAAAUUUCCUUGUUCAGCAGAGAAACUUUUUAAUUUGAAACACAAAUUUCAAUACUAAAACUAAAUAUUUUUCUUUUAUCCAAACUUCACAGUGAUCCAAAGUUAGUUAAAAUUGUGUCUUCCCUACUUAGCAGUUACACCCACCAAAUUAAAUAUAACACUUUUAUACAAGAAAUAUUUUAUGCAUUUAUUUUCCAAGCUUUUAAUGUGCAUUUUGUUUUAAUCCGUCCCUCAGAUUGUAUUUAAUCUAGUUUACCUCAAAUGAGAGUGUACAGAGAAGUGCAAAAUUAAUAAAGUCUGAAAUUGUUACCAGUUAUUAAAUAAAACUUGAUUCAAAA
This is a messenger RNA of Macrosteles quadrilineatus (aster leafhopper), 2544 nucleotides long. RefSeq names its product mitochondrial 2-oxodicarboxylate carrier. The coding region runs from base 248 to 1156 and encodes 302 amino acids. The record is from RefSeq and is a predicted model, not a curated record. Lineage: Eukaryota; Metazoa; Arthropoda; Insecta; Hemiptera; Cicadellidae. The transcript has 8 exons.